AUGGGUUCGAAGCCGAGAAUCUCAGCCGCCGCCACGGCCGCCGGGAGGCCGAGGGCAACAACGCCGGGAUCGAACCAAAGCAUCACGGGGAAGCCCCAAAUCAACCGCCGUGGAUCUGCGCACACCGCCCCCGCCGACGGCGCGGUGGUUUCUGACAAAUUGGAGACACUCAGAAACCUCAUCCGUUCACAAGACGCCGGAGAGAAUCCCGACCAGCUGUUUCAGGAAGCCGCCGACUACAUCGUACUUUUGAAAACUCAGGUCAUUGUUCUGCAGAAAUUGGUCGGUUUUUACGGCGCACAACCUCAGGAAAACCGAGAUGGCGGCGCGUAG
Striga hermonthica is the source of this 333-nucleotide messenger RNA. Lineage: Eukaryota; Viridiplantae; Streptophyta; Magnoliopsida; Lamiales; Orobanchaceae. The record is from the annotation of a GenBank genome assembly.